CCACAACACCACUCGCCGCAAAGCGAUCUCUUGCUGAAAGAGUCAUCGUUGAGGUGUCGACUUUUGGUUUUGGCUGUGGCCUUGACUGUUUUGGGUGCUGCCAUCGGAGCAAUGGCCAUAUAUUUUGCUGGUAGUUAUCGCUGUCAACAACCGACCACAAGCCAUAACCUAGAUAAUAAUCAAAACUUCAACAAUAUCACAGAAUUCAUAUCAGAUAAAGAUGACAUCUGUUUGACAGAAGAAUGUGUGAGAACGGCGGCCUACUUAUUGUCAGCCAUGGAUACCAGUGCGAAUCCAUGUGAGAAUUUUUUUCAAUAUGCCUGCGGAACAUGGAAUAAAAUUCAUAUAAUACCAGAAGAUCGAAGUUCUAUAAGCACUUUUGAGGUUCUGGCAGAUCAACAACAGGUCAUACUCAAAGGAGUUCUCGAAGAACCCAUCAAUGCUCUGGAUAAUCAAGCAACGAUAAAAGCAAAAAUGUUCUACAAUAGCUGUAUCGAUAUACCCCAAAUACGCAAAGUGGGUACAGAACGUUUAAAAAAUGUUCUCAAAUCACUGGGCGGCUGGCCGGUUAUAGAACCCAAUUGGUCACCCCCCAACAUUAGUAUAGAAGAAUUGAUUGGUACAUUGCGCGGUGCCUAUGGUGAACCUGUCCUAAUUGAAUUGUAUGUUGGGGCAGAUGAUAAAAAUUCCUCCAUACACAUAUUACAAAUAGAUCAAUUCCCCCUGGCAUUACCCUCCCGAGAUUAUUAUCUGAAGGCAAGUAGUGAAAAUGAUUUGAAAGCGUAUCAUAAAUAUAUGACCCAAACGGCCAUAUUAAUGGGUGCCAAUGCCACAACCGCCAAGGAGGAACUAAAUGAUGUCUUACAACUCGAGGUCCAGCUAGUUAAUGCCACUCUACCGGAGGCGGAUCGUCAUGAUACCAGUGCCAUAUAUCGUAAAAUCACCCUACCCGAAUUACAAGCUGAAGUGCCACAAAUAAAUUGGACUUUGUUUCUGCAAACCGCUUUGGGUAAUAAUGUGCAGUUGAGGCCGGAUGAACAGCUAGUUAGCUAUGCCAUGCCAUAUCUAAUUGAAAUGGGUAAAAUUCUCGUGAAGACCGAUACCCGAACUUUACACAAUUAUGUUAUGUGGCGUUUGGUUAUGUCCAUAAUGAAUCACAUGAUCGAUGAUUAUCAAAAGGAAAGAGUGGAGUUUCGAAAAAUCCUAUUGGGUAUACAAACGGAAAGGGUACGAUGGUCUCAGUGUGUCGAUUGGACCAAUAAGAAAUUGGGUAUGGCCGUGGGAGCGCUGUUUAUUCGCGACAAUUUCAAUCAAAAUAGUAAAGAUACAGCCUUGGAAAUGAUUCACACCAUCCGAGAGGCGUUCAAUGAGCUGUUGGCCGAAAAUCAUUGGAUGGAUGAUGAAACGCGGGCAGUGGCCAAAGAGAAGGCGGAUACAAUGAAUGAACGAAUUGGUUAUCCGGAGAUACUAACCGAUGCCAAGGAAUUGGAAAAGGAAUUUGUAAAUCUGACCAUAGCGCCCGACAACUUUAUGGAUAAUGUUUUAAGUAUCUUGAAAUGGGAAUCCGAAAAGAAUAUGCAACUCCUACGACAGCCUGUUGACAAGGAAAAAUGGACCACCGAACCAGCCGUGGUGAAUGCAUUCUACAAUCCCAAUAAAAAUGAUAUUGUUUUCCCUGCUGGUAUUUUACAACCUCUAUUUUACAGUCAGCACUUCCCCAAAUCACUAAAUUAUGGUGGUAUUGGUGUGGCCUAUAAAAAAUGGGUACAACGUCAUGGUCCGGAACAACGAUUGCCCGGCCUUAAUCUAACACAUGACCAAUUGUUCUUCUUAAAUUAUGCUCAAAUAUGGUGUGGAUCGAUGCGUCCCGAAGAUGCGCUAACCAAAAUACGUUCCUCUGUACAUUCGCCGGGUUCAAUACGAGUAUUGGGUCCGCUAUCAAAUUCCAAAGACUUUGCUGAAGCGUAUCAAUGUGAGCUGGGUUCACCAAUGAAUCCCGUGGAAAAGUGUAGUGUAUGGUGAAUGAAAGG
This is a messenger RNA of Musca vetustissima, 2030 nucleotides long. Its product is annotated as neprilysin-1-like. Gene Ontology annotation, molecular function: metalloendopeptidase activity. NCBI's taxonomy places the organism in Eukaryota, Metazoa, Arthropoda, Insecta, Diptera, Muscidae. Gene Ontology annotation, cellular component: plasma membrane. The transcript is spliced from 8 exons. The record is from RefSeq and is a predicted model, not a curated record. Bases 112 to 2022 code for a protein of 636 amino acids. Gene Ontology annotation, biological process: protein processing.